This is a messenger RNA of Angiostrongylus costaricensis, 498 nucleotides long. The record is from the annotation of a GenBank genome assembly. Lineage: Eukaryota; Metazoa; Nematoda; Chromadorea; Rhabditida; Metastrongylidae.
AUGAGUGCGGGCACAGAUGAUGAGAGUCUUGCAAAGUACAAAGCCACCUUGCUAGGCUCAUCUCCAACCGAUAUCAUCGUUGAUGAGAACAAUCCGAAAAUUGUUAUCGUCAAAUCGAUUACCUUAUUAGUGGAUGGUCGCGAAGACAUCAGAAUGGAACUCGAUGACCGUGGUGCCGUCGAAGAGCGGACGUUUGUUUUAAAGGAGGGAUGUCAAUAUAGGCUCCGAUUCGAAUUUUACGUUCAACGUGAGAUUGUCACCGGUCUGAAGUAUAUUCAUAAAGUAUCUCGUCAUGGAAUACAAGUUCUGAAGGAAACGUUCAUGGUCGGAUCAUAUGGUCCGAAAAAAGAAUUGCAGAGCUACACAACACCCAUUGAGGAAGCACCAUCAGGCCUACUUCAUCGUGGACGGUACAAAGUCAAGUCCCAAAUGACGGACGAUGAUGAUCAUGACUGGUUAACGUGGACUUGGGUGACAGAAAUUACCAAGGAAUGGUAG